ACAUUCAGCACCUUGGUCACCUCACCCACCCCAACUCCUCAACCUCACAACCCAACCAACAACCAAGCCGGUCAUCACGAUGCGUUCCAACACUCUUCUCGUUGCCCUUGCGGCCACCGCUUCAGCUUCUGCUGUUCCCCAGCCCCGGGCUGAGGCUCCCGGCGCUCUGAUCACCCCGGCCCCUAUCUUUAAGGGUUCGGCUGUUCAGGGUGCCAUCCGGGCGCAUGGUCAGCAGGCAGAGGUUGUUGACAAGCGGGCCUAUGAGGUUUCGGUGGAAAUUUCCGGUUCGGGCAGCCAAUUCACCAGCUGCGUUUACAGCAUCAGCUCGGUGCUGAGGUCGAUUCAAAACGCCGCCCCUUAUCCCUCCGACACGGAUCUGGCGUCAUGGAUUCUUACAGCCGUUCCGGAGGAGUCCACCACCACGCUGGGUCUCAACGACGCCGGGAAAGCUUGCGAGACGUCGGAUAUGACGACCCCCACCGUCCCUGCGUCCUUGACCUCGGCCUUCUCGUCCUACGAAUCCGAGGCCGAGGCGUGGCUGACCGAGGCGGCUAAGGGCGCGAGCAGCGUGGCCGGUAACUGCCCUACCAAGGUCCGCGAUUGGGUCGAGCUCUCCUUUGCCACGAAUACUGCCGAGUGCAAGGCCAUUGUCGCCAGGCUGCAGGGCAAAAGCGGUGCUGGUUUGAACUCUGCUCCCGUCUUGGCCGCCGUCGCUGCGUUUGCCGGCCUCGUUGGCGUCUUGGCACUCUAAAAGAGUGUACUAUCGCCAAAGAAGCCCGACAUGAUAGGUACCCUUGGUUCAAGAAAACACGAAUGAUACGAUAAAACUAGGUAAUGGACGGAUGAAUGAGACGAACAGGAAAGUCGCUAUCGUCGUUGGACAGUUGAUUUCUUGAUGCGUUGGAUAAAUAGAUGAUGAUGGAGGGAUUCUUAUAACAUAAUAACACUGUAACGAUAUUCACGAGAUACCUACCUCUAUGCUACUACCAAAUACAGACAUUGAUGUGACUGGA
Neurospora tetrasperma FGSC 2508 is the source of this 1013-nucleotide messenger RNA. RefSeq lists its product as uncharacterized. The transcript is spliced from 2 exons. NCBI's taxonomy places the organism in Eukaryota, Fungi, Ascomycota, Sordariomycetes, Sordariales, Sordariaceae. The record is from RefSeq and is a predicted model, not a curated record. Bases 80 to 751 code for a protein of 223 amino acids.